Sclerotinia borealis F-4128 is the source of this 1170-nucleotide messenger RNA. The record is from the annotation of a GenBank genome assembly. NCBI's taxonomy places the organism in Eukaryota, Fungi, Ascomycota, Leotiomycetes, Helotiales, Sclerotiniaceae.
AUGGGUCCACAACAAAACAAAGCGAUCUAUUCAUACUACACAACUGGAUUCUUUAAAUGUAGUAUUUUGUCAUGCCAGAAGAAAAUCGCCGCAACAAAAGUUAGCCAUAAAGUUCAGGAUCCUUCCAAGAUAAGAUUUUUCAUCGUGGAAGGUACAUAUAAUCCAACACUUGAGUUGCGAAUGAUGGUGACUCCAAACGCAUCUAUUUCAUGGCGAACGCUUAACAUCAAUCCACCUCCCAAUACAAUUGUGAUGAGAUUUCAUUUAAUUCCUCACACAACACUGUCUGCUGCGAUCCCAACUUUCGAUAGGACCGCGUUGAGCUUCAAACCCAUGUACUCUGGUGUGAAAUUUUCUCACCACGAAAAUAUACCUUCCGAAGGACUCGGCUUUUCGUUGGAAGUGACAGAUCUGAAGUGGGAAAUGGCGCCCGGUAGUGUCCCAGAAGUCACAAUCUCAUGGCAGUCUGAAAAUAACAUCAAGCUGAACUCAGAUCUUGGGGACAACGUGGAAGUUGGACACCCCUGCUACAACACCGUCAAGGAUUUCAUGGAUUUCCGUCACACAUCGGGUCCUGUCGGUUUCGAAUUUGAUACCUACAGUGUCCUCUUGCCAUGCAAUGCCGUGCAACAAACCGCUUUCUGGCGGUUUGCUACGGUAAAGAAUACAAAUAUGGCCACGAUUUCUGCCUAUCUGCCACAACGCUUGAACAGCGAGGGGGUAUGGACUAUGGAGGCAUUGCGACCAGUCCAUUUCGUCAAACCCACUGGAAGAAAAGAUAACCCCCUUGAAGAAAACGUCUCGAUAUGCGCCGCUCGAUAUGUUAUAUUCAUGGCAAGCAUUCCUCUCGAUGGUGAUGACGAUGACGAGGAUAUCAUUUUGCCAGUACAAGGAGAUGCUGUGAAUAUAAUUUGGGUUCAUCAGGCAUCCGACAGUGAAUCCCCUGUCAUCUGGUCUGGCAAGGUUAUCAUGAGUCCUUAUGAGCAUGAUGCCAAAUGGAACGUUGCUAUGAUAGUUCAUAUGAACAAGAUCCAUGAAGAUUAUAACUUCCUAAAUGGUAAUGCGGCCCUUUUGAAGUUUAUCGACAGAAUUCUGUUUGGUGAGCACACCCUCAACAUCACGCAUGCCAACUGGAUUCGUACUUUCAUGACGGGCCAGAGGAAUACUUGA